Physella acuta is the source of this 5042-nucleotide messenger RNA. RefSeq names its product atrial natriuretic peptide receptor 2. Gene Ontology annotation, biological process: receptor guanylyl cyclase signaling pathway; cGMP biosynthetic process; protein phosphorylation. Gene Ontology annotation, molecular function: protein kinase activity; guanylate cyclase activity; peptide receptor activity. Gene Ontology annotation, cellular component: plasma membrane. The record is from RefSeq and is a predicted model, not a curated record. Lineage: Eukaryota; Metazoa; Mollusca; Gastropoda; Physidae.
ACCAGCCGACGGCCGGCUCACUACACGUCACAACUUUCAGACUCGGCUCGGGAUAGUAAACAUGCCGUGACGUCAUGCUUCUUUUUCCUGGAUAACGUGGAUAGUGUUUUUAAAUACGAAAUGUGUACACGAAUUAGCUUGAUGGUCUUUUAAAUAUGAAAUGUGUACAAGAAUUAGCUUGAUGGUCUUUUAAAUAUGAAAUGUGUACAAGAAUUAGCUUGAUGAUGUUUUAAAUACGAAAUGUGUACAAGAAUUAGCUUGAUGAUGUUUUAAAUACCAAAUGUGUACACGAAUUAGCUCGAUGGUGUCGUGAAUUUCUGAUAAAAAUUGGAAAAGAAAUGUGACGUGAAAACUAAUUCGCCAUUGUGGUGGUUUCAUAACAAUCUGCACCACACAAAAACAAAACAAAUAAACAACCACCUGAACCACCUGAACCACCCGAGCCACCUGAACCACCUGAACUACCAAAGAACAACAUACAGAGUGCAGCAGCUAGACCAGCAGCUAGACCAACAGCUAGACCAGCAGCUAGACCAACAGCUAGACCAGCCGCUGACCAACAGCUAGACCAGCAGCUAGACCAGCAGCUAGACCAGCCGCUGACCAACAGCCCCACGGUUUGACCACGAUGUACCAGCCAGUGCUGUUGGCUGCUGUGUUUGUCUGGCUACCAGCCGCUGGCCAGCACGAAGAACUGAAGAUCGCCUGGCUGGCGCCCACCGAACCGUUUAUGGGGAUCACAGCCGAGUCCAGCGUCAACGUACUCAAGUACUCACUCCGAGUCGCGCAGCGAGAUUAUUUCCCUCGGCGGAAAAUUCGGGUCAAGUGGUACAACACUGAGUGUACACCAAAGGGGGCGCUGGCUGCUGCAGUAGACGCCCAGCGGGACUUUAACCCUCACCUCAUCCUCGGCCCCCCGUGCUCUAGCGGUAUGAAGCUGGUGGCCAUGCUUGCCUCCCAUCUGAACGUGCCAGUUUUUGGCUGGGUCUCCAACGACUACGAGCUGGCCGACAAGAAAACUUACUCCACGCUGGUGCGGGUUCUAGGCCCGCUCAAUCAGUUCUCCAACACCAUCUACUUUGUGACCAUGAUCUUCCACUGGAAGAAGUUCGCCAUGAUCUACGACCAGAGCGAGGCUUACAAGGCCGUCAAUAUGGCCAUCGCUCAGUUUCUGCGGGAUCAGUACCAAGUGACGUCAGAGCAUGUCGUCACACAAGCCAUGAAUGAUUCCGUCAUUGCCGACAUCUUCCAGCAGAUCCGAAAAUAUUCCAGGGUGAUGAUCCUCUCCGUGCCGUGGAUGACCUUGAGACGCUACAUGUUGGUGGCCCACAAGCUUGGCAUGACAUCUGGUGAUUUUGUUUUCAUAUGCAUGAAUGGUGACGUGUACCUGAAGCCUGAGCUCUACCGUGACGUUUUGUCUGAUGCCGGAUGGAGGAGGAACGACACAGACGACGACGACGCAAGACAAGCUUUUGAAUCGGUCAUACAUAUUAUCAUGGACGGCGGGAACCUGGAAGCUUUCGAGCAGUUCUCGCGUUAUUCUCAGAUGGCCAGUAACUACAGGAACGAUUACUGGGAGCUUCCCGAGAGCAACAAGUCAUUUGACGCCUACGCCCCCUUUGUGUACGACGCCACGGUGCUCUGGGCUGUCAUCGUCAACAAGACGCUCCAGGAGGGCGGCGACCCCAGGAACGGUUCCAGGAUCAUGGAGCUGGCUAAAGGGGUCAACGCCACAGGCAUCACGGGUAAGAUCAUCAUGGACUACAACUGUGACCGUCUGUCGAACGUCUGGCUCCUGGACAUGGCAGCAGACGGCAGGUUCGUCGACUUCCUCAAGAUCACCAACCUGGGCAACCGCGCGCAUCUGGACAGGGAAGCUGACGCAGUGAGGUGGCCUGAUGGAAAGAGUGGCAAGAACAAUGCUCCACCAGACACUCCACCAUGUGGAUUCGACGGAGAAUUUUGUAAAGCACUCGAGGACAAGGUGUCACCACCAGACUACACCGACUCCAUUGUGGGGGCUGCGGCUGGCUCGUCCUUCGUUUUCCUGGUGGCUGUAGCUGUGCAGGUGUCUCUCAGGUACUACCGACGUCAUCGUCGCCUGGAGUCGAUGCUGUGGCAGAUCAAGUUUGAGGAGAUGGACUUUGUCACGGCACUACUCAGUGGGAGUGUCAGGGCAAGCUUCAGAAACCUGGCCAAACGUCGCUACUCGAGCAAGUCCAAGCUGGCCAAGUCUCGCCCGACCCUCGAGCCGCAGGACGCCCCGGGGACUCUUCAGCACCUCUUCGAGGGCGGCUCCGUCAUGUUUGGCUCCGUGGCAUAUCUCAGAGGCAGUCUGGUCUCUGUCAAGCGAGUCAGCAGGGGCAGCAUCAGUUUAACAAAAGAACUUUUACAACAGCUGAACAAGCUGAUGGAACUGAAACACCAGAAUAUCACGGCAUUUGUUGGCGCCUGCGUUGACCCGGGUCGGAUCUUGUUGCUGUGGGAAUAUUGUCCCAAGGGGAGUCUGCAGGACAUCAUCAACAACCAGAACAUCAAACUGGACCAGCUCUUCCAGUUCACCAUCUGCCAGGAUGUGGCCAAAGGUCUGGAGUACAUCCACAAGAGCAGUGUGAGUUACCAUGGCAACCUGAAGAGUUCCAACUGUGUUGUGGACAGCCGCUGGACCUGCAAGCUGACGGACUUUGGUGUGCCCAAACUACGGGCGGUCGUCAAGGCGCUCAUCCCAGUCGAGGAAAACGUUGAACGAGAGUUCUGGACGGCGCCGGAAAUUCUGCGUGGCGAGCGUGGCGUGGAGAUGCAGAAGUGCGACAUCUACUCGCUGGGCGUGGUGUACAAGGAAGUCUUCAGCAAAACGUCCGCCUACUCGGAGUUUGGCUUUAUGAGCCCCCAUGACAUCAUUGACAGAGUCAGAAGCCCACGUGACGUCCUGUUUCGACCAAUGCUGGCGGGGGAAACCAAGCAGAACCCCGAGCUGUGUCAGCUGAUCAGCGACUGUUGGGGCGAGGAGCCCGGCGAUCGACCGUCCGUCGCCCGCGUUCUCAAAACUCUCAACCGGCUCAACCCGUCCAAACACACGACUAUGAUAGACAACAUGCUGGCCAUGCUGGAGAAGUACGCGAACCACCUAGAAGAGCUGGUAGCUGAGAGAACCAGCGAGCUGGACGCCGAGAAGAGAAAAACGGAGAACCUGCUGUACCGCAUGUUGCCUCAGACAGUGGCCGAGGACCUGAAGAUGGGCAAGCCGGUCAAGGCCGAGCUGUUUGACCAGGUGACCAUCUACUUCUCAGACAUCGUCGGCUUCACCGGCAUCUGCUCGCAGAGCACGCCCAUCGAGGUGGUCAACCUGCUCAACAGCCUCUACACGCUCUUUGAUGACAUCAUCACGCGCUAUGACGUAUACAAGGUGGAGACUAUCGGUGACGCCUACAUGUUGGCCAGUGGGCUGCCAGAGAGGAACGGCGCACGUCACAUCCGGGAGAUCGCCAACACCGCACUCGAUAUUCUGGCAUCGAUAGAAACCUUCCGCAUUCCGCAUCUACCGGAACGGAAGUUAAAGAUCAGGAUCGGCCUUCACACCGGGCCUGUGGUGGCGGGGGUGGUGGGGCUGGCCAUGCCCCGCUACUGUCUCUUUGGUGACGCGGUCAACACGGCCUCCAGGAUGGAAUCCACUGGCGUCCCUCUACGCAUCCACCUAAGUUCUUCAGCUCGGGACAGCCUCCUGGUGUUUGCUGGAUACCAUCUUGAGUACCGUGGAGAAAUCGAGGUCAAGGGUAAAGGUAAAAUGCAAACGUAUUUCCUGACGGGUCGUGAUGACCUUCAGCGUCCCCUACCCACCAGCCCAGAGAACUUGCGCAAGUCCUCGUCAGCCUUGGUGGACAAAAUUCCAGAGGACAGUCUGCUGGUCAGCUCAGAGUUGCUGGCGCCUAAACACACAGAGGUCACGUGUGGGGGUCAGGACCCGGUGACCCAUUUCUACCUGCAGGAAGACGUGACCCCUGACCUGUCGACUGCAGACCUGACUGACGGGACGUGUUGCAGUCUCAACUGUGGGGUCAAGACUAAGAGGUCAGAGGUCAGCGGUCAGGGGUCGUCAGCCGGUAGAAGGUCGUGCAUGAAGUCCCGCCCCGCGAGGCGCCUGUCCGUCGAGUUCCAGCUGGAUGACCCCAACCCCCUGGCCCAUCUAUUCCGCCCUGACGACCCCAACAACGCCGCCUGUGUCGCCGUCUGCACGCCGCGCGCGCUCGAGAUCACAGCCAACAUCUUCCAGCCCAACCGGAGCAGCCACAAACCCCUGGAGGACAAGCUCAGCCUGGGCAGGAAGGCCACGCCUCGACAGGCCAGGUCCAGUAGGGACGGACCGAGGCAGCCCAAGAGAGAAAACACCGAACACAGAAACUCGCCAAGCCAUGAUUCGCCAAAGUCAGGCCAUGAUUCGCCAAAGUCAGAGCUAAAUUCGCCAAAGUCAGAGCUAAAUUCGCCAAAGCCAGGAGAGGAAUCGCCAAAGUCAGUUCAUGAUUCGAGGGACUUGAAAACUCUAGAAACAAUUUUAUAACCAAACUAUUCAAUCAUUUCUCAAAGUCGAACCAAAUACCUCCUCAAUUUGAACAUAUAUUCACAAUAUUAUUUACAAGCUUUUAUUUAGUUCUCAAUGUAUGUUUGUGGGUUUGUGGAUAAUCUUGUAACUCAGUUUGACCCACUUCUAAUGGAGCGAUUUCAUUCAAAGUUCCUGAUGCCUUGCACUUCGGUGACAAGUCUAUAUGUUGCUUAAUUUAAUUAGAUGUUAAUUAAUCAUUAAAAAUUAAUUAAACGGUUUCGAAACUAAGGGGAGAUAACAAAAUUAAAUCACUCGAUAGAUUACUAUAUUUAAUAAAAUACUUAAAAAAAACUUUUAAAAAAACCACGUUUUUCUUGUGGACUAAAAAGUAGAAAAUAAAUUUUUCUUUUGUGCUUCCUCGAGCUGUGCAUGUUCUUGUGAUGACUGACAAAAAACGUGGGUACGUUCACCAUCAAAUUUCCCGACCCAUCUGCCCGACCCACGU